Cyprinus carpio (common carp) is the source of this 2415-nucleotide messenger RNA. RefSeq lists its product as uncharacterized. The coding region runs from base 570 to 1469 and encodes 299 amino acids. Gene Ontology annotation, cellular component: external side of plasma membrane. The transcript has 6 exons. Gene Ontology annotation, biological process: cell surface receptor signaling pathway; negative regulation of T cell proliferation; cellular response to lipopolysaccharide. Lineage: Eukaryota; Metazoa; Chordata; Actinopteri; Cypriniformes; Cyprinidae. The record is from RefSeq and is a predicted model, not a curated record.
ACACACACCUGGAGCAGUGGGCAGCCAGAUUGCUGCAGCCCCCGGGGAGCAGUUGGGGUUUUGGUGCUAUUACUGGAUUGAUUUAUCAAACUAAUGUGAGACUAUUCAUUCAUAUCUGUUUUUUUGUGCAGUUUUGUGAGAUGUAGGUGGCAUAGGGUUUUUCAUUGCUUAUGUAUAAGGAUAUUAGGAAACAUUUUUUUAAACAGCACCUCGGUUUAAGAAAAUAGGAUUUUUUUUUUACUAGAAAUUAAAGCACAACCUUUUGAAUGUCAUAUUCAAGAAUGUGUGUGCUUAAACAUUUCCUGUUACCAGUUUUACCAGAUUUACCUGUUACCAGUGGCCAUGGACCGUCAUAUGAACCUGAAAGUGUUCUGACUGUCUCUUUUUUGAUGCCAACUGUUUCAGUGUCGAAGGAAGCAACAGCGCUCCUGCUGUUAAACAAGAGGGGGUGGACAGUUCAGCUUUUGAGUCAGAGCAGGAACCUUCAGGAUCACGUGGGUUGAUCUGCGCAGACGUCUCCAGCACCUCACGGAGGGUGUUUACCUGUUUGCAGCCGCCGUGAAAGUGAUAUGAACCCACUCAAGCUACGAGUGACAGUUUUCUGCCUGUUUCUCCUUCUUUUUAAAGCACCCUGUUAUACUGAGUUUGAGAUUACUGUGCCCAGAGACACUGUCACUGGGUUUUACAGCGAGGCGCUGAUCCUCCACUGCUCCUUCCCUGUGGACAGCUCAUGGGAUCUGAAGAGCACCGUUAUCACCUGGCAGCGUGGACUGGAUGUUGUUCACAGCUUCUACUACAGUCAGGACCAGCUCGACCGUCAGAAUCAGCAUUUUGUCAACCGCACAAGUCUGUUCAUUCAGGAGAUGGCAAGAGGAAACGCAUCACUCAGACUGGACAAAGUCUCUCCUCAGGACGCCGGUGUGUACACCUGCUCCAUCAGCACAAACACUGGCAGCCAGAAGAAGAGCUUUGGAGUGAAAAUUGCAGCUUUCUACUCUGAACCUCGUCUGCUGUUCUCAUUGUUAACUGAUGGAGUGAAUCUUCUGGUGACCUCAGAUGGGGGUUACCCUUCUCCCACACUGCAGUGGCUGAUGGAGAACUCAGACAUCACUAACCGGACACAAACACACAUUGCACAGGACACACAGACAGGACUUUAUGUUGUGUCUAGUUGGUUAAAUCUCACAGGCGUGUCAAAUUCUUCUUUGACGUUCAUACUGCACAACAAACCCCUGGGACAAGACAUCAGGAGAGACAUCCAGCUCUACUCAGAUAAGAGUGAGAAGCAAGGAGAGUCAGCAUACAGAUGUCAUGGGUGCUUCAUAUAUAUCCCAGUUAUUCUGCUGCUGCUGCUGCUGAUCGUGAUGAGUUUAUUGUCUGUGUUUAUAACAAGAAGAAGUAGAAGAGAACAGACAAAACAAAAUGGCUUUACGGAAAUUAAAUCCAAAUUUUUAAUGGAAAAUGUUUAAUAUGUCCAUAAUAGUUAUGUUACAAAACCACUUCAACUAACAGUUAUCCUAUUUAUGAAAAGUGUUCUGUGAUUUGCAUGACCAACAACAGCAUUAUAUAUAUAUUUUUAUAUUGUUUACAGUUAAAUACACUGUAUGGUUUUGAUCCACUUCAAAUGUUGACUAGUGUAUUGAGAUUUCUUUGAUGUCAUUUCCUAACCUUGGCAGCUUUUAACAAAUAGUACAAAGUUUAUUAGUUACAUGCCCUGAUCCUUUACAUUACUCUAUGUAACAUUUCAAACAAUCAUUCUAGUGCCAUAUAAAACAGAUAAUUGUAGUGUCUCUCCCAUCUGAACUAACCAGAGGCCAGUUGCAUAAAUAUAGAAAAAGUCUUGAAAAGUAGGUUGAGCACCUACCAGUUAGCCAAAGGGCAACUGUAAGUCUUGUGUUUUCAUUCAAAUUAGAGCAGUAUACCUUUUUGUAACUGAUUUAAAAAAGUUAUGACAAGUCUAAGAAAAGAAAAUUGCAUUAUUAAGACUAAUCUAAGCAGUUUAUGCAACUAGCCCCUGGACUUUUUUGGGUUCUUAACACACCCAGAAUUUUGUCACUCAUAACAUAUUGUAAUGUGCAGCAUUGUUGAUUUUCUACUGUGCAAUAUUCAAUAUUGGGAUCAUUUAUUUUACUUUUACCUGAUGGCAGAGUAAAAUUGCAGUAAAUUAACAAUGUUUGCUAUUUGUUUACAAUGUUUUUUAGACUGGUUUUUACAUUUGUUAAACUUUUUUAUAACUGUGAACUGUAUUGAGAUUUCAAUUUGUAUGGACUGUGUAAAACCACUAAUGAUAAUAGUGAUUGUAAUAUUCCAAAUGUUUUAUUCAGAAUGGUCAUACUUGCAUCUGUAAUGGGUGUAUCUUAUUACAUUAAGAAAACACUGCAGAAAAAAUUAAAUACAUACUUGCAAAGUCUCUCA